AUGAUUUACGAAAACGAUAAGAAAGAAGCGCCGGGAUCACAUACUCCCCUCGCCCAAAAUAAUGUUGGCAUCUAUCUGGAACAACUGCGAAGUGAAAUCAUCAGAAUUCUAGAAAAUGAGACCUCUUCUCGUGUCACCAUCAAGCAAUUGGAGAACGACUUGAAUAUUCAUAAGCGAGCCUUGUCCAGUUAUGAGACGGAACGUGUCCACAGCGAACAAAAGUUACAGGAUUCCUUAAAGAGGACGGAAGAAUUGGAGAAAAAAGCGGACGAUCUGGAAAAGCAGCUAAAGGGUCACCGAGUCGUCGCUCUCCUAGACGGCGAUGGUGCCAUCUUCAAUAGCCAACUCAUUUCUCAAGGACAGUCUGGAGGUCAUAUUGCUGCGCAGAAGUUAUCUGACGCUAUAAUGCAACACCUCGCAUCAACCAACGGCGUCAAUCGAUAUCAACUUUGGGUCUAUAUAUUUUUCAACAGACGGGGUCUGAUUGAUACUUUCGGUCGGGCAGGGCUUGCAGCAGCGAAGAACAAGUUCGAUGACUUUAUCAUGGGAUUCAAUCAAGCGGCGGAACGUUUCAUCAUGCUCGAUGUCGGAAGCGCGAAGGAAGCCGCUGAUGCCAAAAUCAAAGCAUUAUUAGAAGACGAGAUCAGAUUUCCACAAACUGAAAAGAUAAUAUUUGGAGGAUGCCAUGAUAACGGAUACGUUACGACCAUUCGAUCCCACAUAACCUCUGGUUUCAAGAAUAAAUUGAUUCUUUUACGAAGUUAUACAGACAUGGCAGCAGGGAUUAACGAGCUUGAGCUCCCUUCCUUUAGUAUUCCAGACCUUUUCAUCUCGCAGAAGCUGGGGAUGCCGGCACCACCCUCCCACAUUAACUCGAUCCCGGUGCCUACCCUUGCCACGGUACCCACCCCGGUAGUUCUCCCCCCUGUAGAGCGGCCGAAAGGUCACAGGCCUUCCCUAUCUAACAUCAGGCAAUGCUUCGAUGCACUUCCUUUCGCCUCGAUAGAGCCCGAAGACUCCUCCCGCAAACAAUCUUCACAGCCACCUAGUUACUCAUCUGCUCUUCAAACAGUCCCUAAACGCGCAGCCACUCCUGAAUUGGAUCCCAGUGGCAACUCAAGUUCUAGUGAUGAGAGUGAGCAUGGCUCGCCCAACAUUCCGCAAAUAUCUCUCACGAAUUCUCGAUCGCGACGAAUAAAUCCUAAUAUCCUCCUCUCCAAGCGUGCGUGA
Psilocybe cubensis is the source of this 1230-nucleotide messenger RNA. RefSeq lists its product as uncharacterized. The coding region runs from base 1 to 1230 and encodes 409 amino acids. The transcript has 7 exons. NCBI's taxonomy places the organism in Eukaryota, Fungi, Basidiomycota, Agaricomycetes, Agaricales, Agrocybaceae. The record is from RefSeq and is a predicted model, not a curated record.